UGUAGUUAUCUAUAGGAAACUGGGAAUGACUCACAAACACAAUAUAAAAAGCCGUGGGUGAUUGGGGUGUUUUUCAUUGUGCCUGUGGCUGCUUAGAAUGGCUCUCAGUGGCUGGCUCUGAUGUGCUGUGAAGUCUGGAGCAGAGGAGCUUCAUUUGGGUCUGGUCUCAGAGUGAGGAAUUUUCCUGUCUGGCCUUAGUGACACAUUAUGAACUGAAGUGCAGCUGUUCCCACUGGAAGAAUGUGUAACCAGAGCGUGUCGUGUUCAUUCUCUGACAAUUAUGAAGCCGUCUUAUUCCCCAUAAUCUACAGCAGUGUCUUUAUAGUUGGUUUGCCGAGUAACCUAAUAGCUAUUGGAGUUAUUGUUCAACUAAUCAAGAAGGGAAACAUCUUGGGCAUCUACCUGGCCAACCUUUGUGUAUCAGACCUCAUGUACAUAAGUACACUUCCUGUCUGGAUUGUUUACACCGCAAAGGAGGACUGGCUAUUUGGUACCCUCAGCUGCAAAAUUGUGGGCUUUUUCUUCAAUGCCAAUCUUUACUCGACUAUUUCCUUUCUUAGCUGUAUAGCUACAGACCGGUUUGUUGCCAUGGUUUUCCCACUCCGUUCAAGGAUCAUCCGGAGCAUGAAAACUGCUGCUGUGAUUUGUGUGAUAGUUUGGCUGAUCAUUUUGGGCUCGCAUUUUUAUUUUUUAACCAGGGACGAUGUUUUUACUUCUAUCCAGAAUGUGGAACUUUGUUAUGAGAAAUAUCCCAUGGAAAGAUGGAUGGCUCAUCUGAAUUACUUCCGGAUUCUUGUGGUUUUUCUUAUCCCAUUGUUUCUCUUGUUAUUUUCCUACUGCUCCAUAAUUCGAGUCAUCUAUCGAGCAGCCACGUUGGAAACAGAUCAGAAGAGGAAGAUCACUGGGCUGCUCAUGUCUAUGACUGCAAUAUUUGUGGUCUGCUACUUGCCGUAUCAUGUAGUCCUUUUUAUCCGUUCCUAUGUGAGUGACUUUGACUACUGCAGCUGUACAAUAGAGGAGCGUAUUCGCCCUGCCUACCGGAUCUCCUUUGCUCUCACCAGUCUGAGCAGUGCCCUUGACCCUUUCCUAAAUAUCUUUGUGAGUGAAGGAGUAAAGCGGGAAUUGAUGGUGAAAAUAAGGGCUCUUUGGUUUUACCUGGUAUUCCGGCGAAAAGAAAAGAGCAAAAUUAGAUGUCUUAAUGAUUUAUGUGAAGGUAAUGUUCAGAGGAACAGUGGCCUCCUGUGUACACACCAAACCAAAAUACAGUCUAGGUUGUAGGUAGUUUUUGGGACUAGAAAUUUUCUGAUUCUGUUAAUGGACAUUGGACUAUACUCCUGAAAGGCUGACCUCAAAUGUAUUAGUGUUCCCCAAGGAAUUAAACAUCUUUCAGAAAUGGAAUGUGCAGCAAUGACCAACACAUGCAACCCAAACCCUUGAGCUUCAGCUUUGAUCAACUUGCUCGCACCUUCUUUGAGUUGAGUUAUGGAAACAAUGGCCUUGGACCUCAAUAAGGAUAAACAAAAUUGGAAAAUGUGGAUGGGCACAGGCCUUAAACUUGGAUUUUCUAUUCACAAAGAGAACUGAUCCUGCUGUGCGGGAAAAUUAUAUUAUUUAGUAUUAACAUUAGUAUGGAAAUAAUAAGAAUAUACCAAAUAGUAUGUUGUAUAAUAAAUUGUUGUAUUGAUAACAAAG
This is a messenger RNA of Xenopus laevis (African clawed frog), 1692 nucleotides long. RefSeq names its product Novel 7 transmembrane receptor (rhodopsin family) protein S homeolog (gene gpr4l.2.S). Gene Ontology annotation, cellular component: plasma membrane; membrane. The record is from RefSeq and is a predicted model, not a curated record. NCBI's taxonomy places the organism in Eukaryota, Metazoa, Chordata, Amphibia, Anura, Pipidae. Gene Ontology annotation, molecular function: G protein-coupled receptor activity. The transcript is spliced from 3 exons. Gene Ontology annotation, biological process: signal transduction; G protein-coupled receptor signaling pathway. Bases 241 to 1278 code for a protein of 345 amino acids.